Molecule: messenger RNA, 933 nt
Organism: Akanthomyces muscarius
Lineage: Eukaryota; Fungi; Ascomycota; Sordariomycetes; Hypocreales; Cordycipitaceae
Exons: 3
Coding region: 1-933 (310 amino acids)
Biological process (GO): regulation of exit from mitosis
Cellular component (GO): spindle pole body
Molecular function (GO): GTP binding; GTPase activity
Source: RefSeq, a predicted model, not a curated record
AUGGAGACUGAUGAUGUACCGCCUGUGACGCCACAAGACAACCUCGACGAUACGCUCGGAGGCUUGGAUGGCUCGCCGCAGGUAGCUUCGACACACCACAACAACGGCAUACACGAGCACGAGCCGCAAUCGCCGGGCGGGCCAUUACACCACUACCAGCACCACGACGACGACCCGGCCGCCACGCGGUACACGCCGCCCGUACCGGGCACCAGCAGCGGCAGCGCACCGCCCUCAGCGGCGCCCGGCUCGCGGGCCGGCAGCGAAAUGUCGAACCCGUCGCAGCACCAGGCGCACGGCGAGUACGCCGGCAGCCGCCAGGGUUCGGGCGAGCCCACGGCGCCCAACGGCCGCAACCACGUCGUCAUCAAGGUCGGCAUGGUCGGCGACGCGCAGAUUGGCAAGACGUCGCUCAUGGUCAAGUACGUCGAGGGCAGCUGGGACGAGGACUACAUCCAGACGCUCGGCGUCAACUUUAUGGAAAAGACCAUUUCCAUCCGCAACACGGAGAUUACAUUCUCCAUCUGGGAUCUCGGCGGCCAGCGCGAGUUUGUCAACAUGCUCCCGCUGGUGUGCAACGACGCCGUCGCCAUUCUCUUCAUGUUCGACCUGACGCGCAAGAGCACCCUCAACAGCAUCAAGGAGUGGUACAGGCAAGGCCGCGGCUUCAACAAGACGGCCAUUCCCAUCUUGGUCGGCACCAAGUACGAUCACUUUGUCAACUUUCCGAUUCAAGAUCAGGAAGAGAUUUCCAACCAGGCACGACGUUUUGCAAAGGCGAUGCGAGCUGCUCUCAUCUUUUCAAGUACUAGCCAUAGUAUCAAUGUGCAAAAGAUUUUCAAGAUUGUCUUAUCCAAGGCCUUCGAUCUCAAGUGCACGAUUCCCGAAAUCGAAAACGUCGGCGAGCCGCUACUACUGUACCAAUCUGUUUGA